Molecule: messenger RNA, 4293 nt
Organism: Didymella exigua CBS 183.55
Lineage: Eukaryota; Fungi; Ascomycota; Dothideomycetes; Pleosporales; Didymellaceae
Exons: 3
Coding region: 218-4132 (1304 amino acids)
Biological process (GO): nuclear division
Cellular component (GO): nucleus; cytoplasm
Molecular function (GO): mRNA binding
Source: RefSeq, a predicted model, not a curated record
CGAGGGACGGACACCUUUACUGCAGCUCUCCCCAGUCUCUCACCUGUCAGUCAACGUUGCGGAGCCUGUCUGCCUGCAAUUGAGUUUUGUUGUUUACCCUCUCCACCCCGACACUCGAUUCCCCCUACCUCAACAGUGGCUUCGCACAGCUAAGCUACUCCGCCCACCGUCCACGCAAUACACCCUUUGGUCAACUCGAAACGGUUUAUUCUAAAACAUGGCAUCCGACGCAGUUGCUAGCUCUGCCACCGAGGGCCUGACCCCGGCGCAGCAGCUGAUGGAACAGCACGCCAGCAACGAUCACCACGUCACCGUCGAGGACGUUGUUGACGAGGAGGACGUUGCCCACCCUCCCCCUUCGGCGCCCAAGGCCGAGACUCCCCUCAGCGACAAGGCUGCCGGCAAGCAGAAGGCCGAGGAGGCUGCCCCGGCGACCAAGAAGCCCGCCCUCAACACGCAGUCUGAAGAGGCCUUCCCAGCUCUUGGCCCCGUCAAGCCGCGUGGUCAAGCUCCUGUCCCUACCUGGGGCAAGAAGCCCGCCGCCGUCUCCAGUGCCAAUGGCAGCAAUGGCAACUCUGGUGCCGCGACUCCCUCUGGCCCUGCUAUCCGUGGUCCCGCUGUCGCCUCCAUGAACCUGCCCGGCAAGCACACCGAGCGCAUCUCCUUCUCCAUCUCGCAAUUGAUGCCGCGUGCUCAGCUCAAGAAGCCUGUCAGCGAGAUCAUCCGCGACAUCAACAAGCGCUCUAAGGCCAGGCUCGAGCAGAAGACUGGAACCCACGGCCAGAUCAUCUUCGAGGCUACCGGCCCCGUCGACGCCGUAAGGGAGUCUCUAAAGGAGAUUGCCAACGAGGUUGGAAGUAAGCAAUCUGUCGACGUUCCCGUCCCUGCAUCCGUCCGCGCCCACAUCAUCGGCCGUCAAGGAUCCAAGAUCCAGGAAAUCAGCAAGCGCACCGGCGCCCGCAUCCAGGUCCCCAAGGCGGAGGCCGGUGAGGAUGAGGACACCGUUGUCAACGUUCACAUCGAGGGCAAUGCUCUCACCGCCGAGAUGGCCCGCCGCGAAAUCGACGCUAUCGUCAACGAGCGCACAUCGACCGUGAACCUUCGUCUGAAGGACGUCCCCGCAGAGUUCUACGCCUUCCUCGCUGGUCCUCAGAACAAGCACGUUGAGAACCUGACGCGCGGCAAGGACAUCGACAUCAAGAUCCCCGAGUACUACACGUGGCAGACUCAGGCGCCUCCUCAGAACGCCCGCAACCAGCCCGGCAACUUUGUGCCCCAGGCCAACUUUCCCAUCCAGAUCUCUGGAGAACGUGUCGCUGCCCAGCAGGCACAGGCUGAGCUUGAGCGCCGUGUCCAGCAGCUUCGCCAGCGCUUGGCUGUUGACCAGCGCUCCGUUGACAAGGGCCGACACCAGUUCCUUGUUGGCGACCGGGGCAGCUCUCUUCAUGACUUCUUGGAGGAGACUGGCUGCACUCUGGUCCUGCCUCCGAACGCGGAAGACGAUGACUAUGUCUACGUUGUCGGGCCUCCUGACAGGAUUGAACAGGGUCUCGAGAAGCUCGACGACCUCUCUGCUGCCAUGCACAUGUCUGGUGCUGACCCGCUUCGUGAACACCGUGGCCCCAAGGCUGCUGAACACGCUUACAACCUCACUCGCUACCUGCGCCAGCGUCAGGCUCUUGCUGAGCUCGAGCGCCAGCACGAGGCCAGCAUUGUUGCGCCCAAGAACCGCAAUAGCGGAACCAACUACGAGAUCUACGCCCGCGAUGGCAAGAACAGCAUGAAGGCCAAGAACGACGUCAUGAGCAUCUUUGGUGCUCACCCUCCUAGCAGGUUUUCUACUCACCAGGUCGACCCCUUCUACCACGACUUCCUGCGUCAGAAGGCCGCUCCUCAGAUUCGUCAGGAUACUGGUGUACACAUUGUCUUCCCUGAUGAGGAGGAGGAGUCACCCGAGCUCAUCUUCGUGUACGAGAGCCACGAUCCGUAUGAGCAGUACUCCAUCCCACGUGGCAAGCCCCAGAAUGACGAGAUCAACGCCUACAAGAAGGCACUCCAGGAGGCCGCGGAACUCAUCAACCGCCUUACCAAGAACCAACCCUCGAUCACACUUCGUGACCUCGAGGCCAGCCAGAAGUUCCACAAGAAGAUUGAGCAGUUCGUCCGGGAAGAGCAGGAGGGCCUCGCUCAGGACCAGGCUCCUGUUCAGGUUCUGCUUGGCGGACGCCGACCUGACGCUGGUAACCGCUCGAAGGACAGCUUCGCUAUCCGUGGACCUUCCAACGCUGUUGACGACUUGAACGCCAAGAUACUGGCGUUCCUUGAGCAGGCUGAGAAGGACGAGCUCGAGCGUGGCCACAUUACCACCUUCGACUACCCCCAGAAAUACGCCAGCCACCUUGUUGGUAAGGGCGGUGAAAAUAUCCAGAAGCUGCGCCAGAAGUUCGAUGUUGAUGUUCAGAUUGACGACGGCAAGGUCACACUGAAAGGUCCUUCGCACAAAGCCGAGGCCUGCAAGAAGGAGAUCCUUAGCCAGGCUAAGAAGCUCGAGGAUGAGGCGACCCACAUUCUCAAGAUCAACCCGAACUACCACCGCGAACUCAUCGGCGCUGGAGGCAAGCAGGUUGAGCGUCUGCAGACACGCUACGGCGUCCGUGUCAACUUCCCCAAGAGGGCGAAGAAUGAUGAUGGCGAUGAUGCUGCGUCUAAGCAGAACGUCAAGGGUGGCCAGAAGGCCGACGAGGUCACCGUCCGUGGACCCAAGAAGGGUGCUGAUGAGGCUCGUGACGAGCUCCUCAGCCUUCUCCAGUACAUUGUCGACAACUCCAACACCGACACCAUCUCUGUCGCUGUCAACCAGAUCCCUCAGUUGAUCGGCUCUGGUGGUCGCGAGAUGGAGAACCUGCGUCUCACCACCGGUGCUCAGAUUGAUGUUCCUGGUGCUCGCGAGGGUGCUGACCCCGCUGGCCGUGCCGACAUCAAGAUCAAGGGUACCAAGCAACAAGUCCAGGAGGCCAAAAAGAUUCUCCAGGAACGCGUUAAGGUCUUUGAUGACACUGUCACCGAGACAAUCGACGUUGACCGCAAGCUCCAUCGCAACCUUAUCGGUGGUCAGGGUGCCAACAUCCGCCAGAUCGUCACCUCGGCUGGUGGGCCUGACAACUCUCGCGACCUUGCUCGCAUGGUCCGCUUCCCCAAGCAGGACACCGAUGGUGACUCCAGCACCAUCCGCAUUGAGGGCCCCAAGAGCGUCGUCGAGAAGAUCGUUGCCGCCAUCAAAUCCCAGGUUUCGGCUCUCGAGAACCAGGCUACCGAGAUCCUCGAAGUCUCUCCCGACAAGCACCGCCUGCUGAUCGGUCGCGGAGGUGAGACUCGCCGCUCGCUCGAGUCGCAGUUCAGCGUGCAGCUCGACAUCCCCAAGCAGACCACCCAAGGUGCUGCCCGCAGCCAAGUCAAGAUCACCGGCGAGCCAGCAGCCGUCGAGAAGGCCAAGUCGCACAUUCAGGAGCUCGUCAAGGGCCAGGAAGGCGAGACCAUCGAGGUCCCCCGCCACCUGCACCACGUCAUCUCCGACAACGGCCAGUUUUUCCGCCGCCUGCGCAACCAGCAGAAGAUCACCGUCGACCACGGCAACGCCCAGCCUCCGUCCAAGCCCGCUCAAAGCGAGGCUGGCAAGGCACGCAAGGGUGCCAACGGUGCCCUUCCCCUGAUCACCGACGACGCCACAACCGGCGCUGACGAGCACUCUUGGGAACUCAUCGACAACAACGCCGUCGAGGAGGGCACCGACACCAGCGCAACGAUCCCCUGGAUUCUGCGCGGUCCCGCAGAGAACAUUCCCAAGGCGCGCCAGCAGCUCGAGGAUGCCAUCAAGGCCGCGUCCAAGCCCAGCUCCACGGGCUACCUCAUUCUGCCGGACCCGCGCAGCUACCGCUUUGUAGUUGGAAGCGGUGGAAGCACGAUUAACGGGCUGAGGAAGGAGACCGGGACCAAGAUCCAGGUCCCCCGCGAUCAGGCAAAGAAUGAGGCGAUUGAGAUCACGGGCUCAAGGGAGGGGUGCGAGAAGGCUAGGGAGCUGAUUUUGGACAUCAUCGCCAAGGGCGGGAACGGUGGCCGUAGGCGCGACGAAUAGGCCCUGCGCUUUGGUUGAAGCUGUUUGAGAAGAGAAGAGAACAAUCGUCCAGUGGUGAUGUCUGCAAUGUGAUGGUCUUUUGGCAUGGGUGGAGCGAUUUUCUUUCAUGUAUGGUUUACGAGUCAACAAAAUGUUCGCAGUACGAAUAAAAGUUGAACCGA